Messenger RNA from Clupea harengus (Atlantic herring), 3803 nucleotides. RefSeq names its product homer scaffold protein 1 (gene homer1). Lineage: Eukaryota; Metazoa; Chordata; Actinopteri; Clupeiformes; Clupeidae. The record is from RefSeq and is a predicted model, not a curated record. Gene Ontology annotation, molecular function: G protein-coupled glutamate receptor binding. Gene Ontology annotation, biological process: G protein-coupled glutamate receptor signaling pathway.
CACCACUUGACAGGACAACCAGUUAAACUGCAACACCGGGAAUAUGGCGCUAUAAACAAAAGUCAUGUGACAGGUGACGUCAUCUCGAAAAGGUCAAUUGCUAUGGAUGUUUUAGGCUAUCCAGGAGAGGCUGCAGCCUAUGCCGUGCUGUUUGCAGAGACUGUGUUGGAUUCGUCGGUUUUCCCCGUGUGACUGAGGCAUAUAGCAAGCUCGGAGGAUUUUUUAUGGUUCGGCUGGGCUCACGGGUGAAUUAACCCUGGUAUAUCCUUGGAAAUAUAGGCUGCAUUUGGCAAGGAUUCAUCCUCAUGAGCACGGAGAUGCAAAUAGGCUGUUGUUUCUAGUGGAUAUAAACGUUAGUUUAGAGAUAGCUUAGACACUGGGACUUGUGCCCACUUUACUCAAGUACAUUUGCAUCCCCUUCCAGCAUCGAUUAAGAGAAUAAAGCAGUGUCUUGCUCCCUGCACACUGUUGGAAUGUGUCUGCCAAUCAUCAUCUGAGUAGGCUAUCGUGAAUGCGCGAUUAAGAAUGACAAUUGCGAAACCCUGUCGUGUUACAUCUGCACUGAUGCUUGCCAUCAUGCAACAAUACCUUAAUUGGAAUUCGCUUUUAUCGGGGAAUUUCAUGAUCUAAUUUUAUUGGAAAUGAUGUCGGGCUGAAAGGAACUUGAUCCUGCAACCACCUUCAAUCCAUCCACACCACCAGUGCACUGUCUUUUGAGAGGAAAACAUAAACGCCUCUCUCCACUGCUUCACGACUACAUCAGUUUGAAAUAACCAAGCAAAAUGGGAGAACAGCCCAUCUUCAGCACACGGGCUCAUGUCUUUCAGAUCGAUCCCAACACCAAGAAGAACUGGGUACCGACCAGCAAGCAUGCAGUCACCGUCUCAUACUUCUAUGACAGCACACGCAAUGUCUACCGCAUCAUCAGCCUCGAUGGCUCCAAGGCCAUCAUUAACAGUACCAUCACCCCCAACAUGACUUUCACCAAAACAUCUCAGAAGUUUGGCCAAUGGGCUGACAGUCGAGCCAACACCGUCUAUGGCCUUGGGUUCUCCUCAGAGGGUCAACUGGCUAAGUUUGCAGAGAAAUUUGCAGAGUUUAAGGAGGCUGCACGUCUGGCGAAAGAGAAGUCCCAAGAGAAGAUGGACCUGGCUACCUCUCCUUCACAAGUAACUCUUCCCUCUCCCACACAGGAAUCAGCAACAUGUGACCUCCAGUCACCUCUCACGCCAGAGAGCAUUAACGGCACUGAAGAUGAGAGGCUGAUUUCUGAUGCAACCCAGAACACAGACCUGCGGGCAGAGACCAAUUCAAUGCUCUUCCCCCACAGCGGCGCCACCAUCACCAAGCACUGGGAGGCGGAGCUGGCGGCGCUGAAGGGGAACAACGCCAAGCUGACGGCAGCACUGCUGGAGUCCACCGCCAACGUCAAGCAAUGGAAGCAGCAGCUGGCAGCCUACCAGGAGGAGGCGGAGCGAUUGCACAAGAGGGUUACGGAGCUGGAGUGUGUGAGCAGCCAAGCCAGUGGUUUUAAGAUCCAAAAGACAGAGCUCAAUCAGACUAUAGAGGAGCUGGAAGCCACGCUCAAAGCCAAGGAAGAGGAACUGGAGGAGCUAAAGGAGAAAGUCCAACAUGCCAAUCACCUGCAGACACACAGGGAUUCAGUUUCGGAGAAACUUCAGGAGACUGAGUUACGUAAUCAAGACCUGGAGGGACAACUUCGGGAACUGGAGCAGCGUUUGGAGAGCAGUCAGCUGGAGCAGGAGGACUUCAGGAAGAGCUUGCGUUCUCUACUGGAGCUGCUGGAUGGCAAGAUCUUUGAGCUGACCGAACUGCGUGACUCCCUCGCCAAGCUCAUCGAGGACAGCUAGGGACUGUGGGCAGAGAUGAUGACUAGAUGAUGCCAUAGUGGCACAACUGAAUGCUGUUUACACAUAAUACAUAAUUACACACACCUGUACAUGUUCACAUAUGUAUGCACACAUGUGUCUCACGUGCACAGAGAAAGAAACUACACACAUGCACCCUCACACAGGAUCCCUGUGAUGAUACACUGGUACCUAAGAGUAUCCAUGUGAGAAUACACUGGUACCGAAGAGUAUCCAUGUGAUGAUACACUGGUACCUAAGAGUAUCCCUGUGAGAAUACACUGGUACCUAAGAGUAUCCAUGUGAGAAUACACUGGUACCUAAGAGUAUCCAUGUGAGAAUACACUGGUACCUAAGAGUAUCCCUGUGAGAAUACACUGGUACCUAAGAGUAUCCAUGUGAGAAUACACUGGUACCUAAGAGUAUCCAUGUGAUGAUACCAUACACACAUGCAACCUCACACAGGAUCCAUGUGAGGAUACCCCUAACCCCUAACCCUGGUACCUAAGAGGUUUUUUUCACUCUCUUCACUUUUGUUCCUUUUUCAUCCCCCCUACCCGGUUUGCAUUCAAAGAAGAUUCCUCUGAGUGAGAUUGGAUUUCUAUCCUGCACGUUUGAUGGUUCUCCUGUUGUUAUAUAUAUGCUGGGACACUGCAGUGGAUUUAUUUUUUGCAGUGCCCUGUUCAGGAUAUUUUCAUUUGUCAUUAUUAUUCUAAUUGUAUGUAGGUGCCUGUACCAAGAGCCAUGUACAGACUGACUUAUUGAUUGAUUGAUUGACUGACUGACUGACUGAUUGACUGACUGACUGACUGAAAUUGCCUGCUGUUAUCAACAGGCCCUUGAGGUGUUCACUGAUGUCUUUAUGACAGAAGAACAGAUACCUCCUCUCUUGAGAUGUCUGGGCAGUGGAUCUCAGCCAAGAGACGGCUAAGAGCCAGAGAAGCAACCCCAUUUCCAAGCCAAAAAGCUCUGGCUCUCUCCUGUUGCUUUGAUGGAUCUUAGACCCCUUCAUGCUUUCUUUCACAGAUGGGCUCAAAUCAUAUGUACAACUUCCGAAAGGGGAUACCUAAAUUGGACAGAAACACUUUGACACUAUUUGAGCAAUACAAGAGAAACCAACGGAUGAGACUGAAGGAAGGGAAAGCAGUCUCAUUAUCAGGUAUUCUACUUCCUUUUUUCGAGAGGCCACAGCAUCUGUCAUCAGUAUACGGUAUAUGAUGAUAUUGAUGGCCUGUCCUUUCUACACUUUUUAAAACUUGUAUGAGUUGUACAAGUGAUGUUUUUCCGUUGUUUUUGAGGUGCAGUUUUUUUCUGGGUAUUUGGUUGGUGGUAAUAAAAAUGAUUGCAGACAGUCUAUUCUUUAUUUAACUAUAUAGGACAUUUAUAUAUUUUAUUUCUUUUGGCCUAAUGACAUAUUUUUCAAGGUUUGAUAUGUGUGUGUUCUGUUUUGUUUUUUGUUUUUUUCCUAAAUGUGAAGUAAUGGCAAUAUUUUUCAACUAUUUAAAAAGGGACAUGGGAUAAAUAAUAAUGCAGAUGAGACGAUGUUUCCUUUGCCAAAAUGUUUUCCUGUACAAAGUUUUGCUAGAGUUGCCUUUGGUACAAAAGCGAGCAUCAAGGGUAGCCGAUUAUGGUACUUCUGUGGGAUUUACUAUUUGCCAAAAAUCUGUGAUGUAUACCAUAAAAUACCAUAAAAUACGAACUUGGAGAACACUCUUUAAGGGCUUGUAGUUGGUUCUCACACACUGGAACGAGAGUUUGAUGGGUACAUAGUAGUAUGACUCUCAUAACAUUUCAAUGAUGAGUUCUAGAACACUUGGAAGGGAAAUCAUGUUUGAGUAAUAGUUUUAGUGUUGAUGACACAGCAUACUGAACACACAACUGUUAUUAUGAAUUUGUAGGAAAUGCUAAUAAAAUGUUAAUUAAAACAACUGAAAA